This is a messenger RNA of Striga asiatica, 4353 nucleotides long. Lineage: Eukaryota; Viridiplantae; Streptophyta; Magnoliopsida; Lamiales; Orobanchaceae. The record is from the annotation of a GenBank genome assembly.
CAACGCCAUAAUCGCUUUUCUGCUCUUUCAUUUUCAAUCUGAUUUACGCACAUCGGGAUAGUGUUCUGAUAUGUGCUGACCAAUUAGGGUUAUUCGGCUACGCAAAUUGAAUUCUUCUCUAUCGAUUUAUCUCAUUAUUCAAAGAAUUAAUGGCUUUGAAGUCUGUAAAAUCAAUCGAGAAUGCCCUCAACCUCGUGGAGACGAAGAAAGAAAAUUUGAAAAAGGCAUUUGAAGAAUUGCAGUCGCAUGCCUCUAUGCUCUCCUCAUUCAAUCUCACAUGGCCCGAUAUCGAUUCCUAUUUUACGUCUCUCCAGUCCGAACUCCUCCAGAAAUUCUCGACCCUUCAAGCCCCCGAAUCUUCCCAAACUCGCAAACCUAAACCCGCAAGACGAAAAGUCCCUUUCUCACCCGAACUUGAUCCCGCCCGGCCCGAGCUCAGGUCUCUCUGCGAAAACAUGGACGCCUUGGGUCUAUGUAGAUACAUAAUUGAGCGUCCCAAGGAAAGGGCCGCCAUUAGGGUCGAGCUGGUGGAUGCGUUGAAGCACGCGCCCGACCCAGCUUCAUUGAUCCUGAAUGCAUUGGAGGGCUUUUUGGACAAAAAGGAUGGGUCUUGGUCUAGGUUGAGGGCGACUUGUACGGUGUUACUGGAAGAGAUGUUGAGGGCUGGGUUGGAGAUCCCCCCAGAGGUUAGGGCCCGUGCCAAGGCAGUUGCGGCGGAGUGGAAGGCUAAAAUGGGUGCUGUGAAUAGUGCUGUUAAUGGUGGUGAUGGAGAUGAGGAGGAAAAGGAGGAGGAUGGGGGUUUGGGGAGGUUGGGUUAUUUGCAGCUUUUGGCUACUUACAAACUAUUAGAUGAUGAUGGGUAUGAUAAGGAUGAGCUAAUUGAUUACGUUGUCUCGAGCGCUAAGUACCGGCAAGCUCUUGACUUGUGCCGGAUUAUUGGUCUCGAGAGUAAAAUUUCCGAUGUUAUACUGAGGCUUAUCAGUAAGGGCAAACAAUUUCUAGCUCUCAAGUUCAUAUUUGAGUUUGAACGUACUGAUGAGUUCCCUCCAGUGCCCUUAUUGAAAGCCCAUGUGAUGGAAUCAAAGCGAAUUGCUCAGAAAGUUCGUAAUAAUGGAAAGAAUUCUCGUCAGUCAUUGAAUGAUGCUGCAAUGAAAGAAAUCACUGCACUCAAGGCAGUACUAAGGUGCAUUGAGGAGCAUGGUCUGGAAUCUCAGUACCCUAAAGAUGAGCUGACGACACAUAUCGACAAGUUGGAAAAAGAGAAGGCCGACAGAAAAAGAACUGCUGCUUUUGCCCCAGCUGCUGUACCACCCAAACCUCAGCAGAAGGCAAAACAACCCAAGCAAAAUGGGAACAAGCGAAUAAAGGCAGCACCUGGCCCUUCACCAUUUAUAAGGAAAUUUAAUUCAGCAGGUGCUCAGUCACAUAUAUUGUCCAUAAACAGGCCUGGUUUGUUGCUGGACCAUGCUCCUCCUUACGUCAGUGCACCUGCUGGGCCCUAUGGCUUGGUUGGGCCCGUUUUGGCUGCUGAUCCUUAUGGGGCCUCCUCGGCUAACCUGUAUGGGUUGUCAGGGCCUCCGGUGGCCUUCUCUGGAAAUUCAUCUGCCACCAUUCCUGGUGGUUAUUCUUCUGAGGCACAUUCACAACCUGGUUAUUAUGAUAAUAGAACGGCAACUUACGAUGGGAAAGGAUUACCUGUUUUCCUUGUUGCUCAGGCUUAUACAGAGAAGUUUUUUUCUUCUUCUUCGUGGUCGAAAGGGCAUUUUGGAGUUUUUUGGGCUGCUAAGCAUGAUACCGUCAUAAACUUAGGGCAUAACUCAUGCGGCACCAUGAAAAUUGGAAAGCUCUUUGUAUUUCCUAUCGGACUUCUCGAGCUUAGGUGUUUGUAUGGAAUGGGUAAAUUUCAGCCUACUCUAUGUGUGAUCCAACAGGUGGUCGGAGAUCAGCGAUUGUCGGCGAUCACUUGGAACGACGAUUGUGUGACUUGUGAUGACGAUAAUAGGUCAUGCUUCUAUCGUAAUCCUAUGAGCUUUUUGAGGAAGUAUAAGUUCAAUCAGUUCCAACCCUCUCUCCCUCUAUCUGGCAAAAUCGACAAUGCUGUGGAUAAAAUUACCGUCUUGUCCUUGCCCUUUUCCUCCAUUGCAGCAGCUGCUGCUGCUCAAGAUCACGUGACCGACGCCGCCGGAUCCGGCAAUGGGGCCAGGUACCGUCUCAUGUCUCCGGCCAAGCUCCCGAUCUCGAGGUCCACUUGCAUUUCUAUUCCUCCUGGCCUCAGUCCGACCUCCUUUCUCGACUCCCCUGUUCUUCUCUCUAACAUGAAGAGUGAAUUUUCGCAAAUUGUGCAAUUAGCGUUAGUGGCUAGGCUGAGAUUGGAAUUCGGAUCCGGCUUUGUUGAGGCACCAAAUAAACUUUGGGUUAGGGUUCUGGAGAAUAGGAAUGUUCAGUUUAGUGAGCAACACAUCCGUAUGCUGACGUCACGUAAUUUGUUUGGUGGGAAUCUAUGGACACCUGUAGGAUGUAGGAUAUCGGGUAAAUUCCCUAUCACUAUUGGUUUGCAUCAAGGUUCGACGUUGAGUCUGUAUCUCUUUGCAUUAGCGGAACCUUCUCCAACUACCGGUUCCUUUUUCAAGCGUCAAUGGACGCAUGGCUCUGGUGAAAAUGCUGCACUUUUGAUAGAGAAAAAUGUUUCAAGUGGAAAUUGUGUUGAUGAAAGAAUGUCCAGCAGUUUCGAGUUUAGGUUUCAAACUGGGGCUAGUUCUACAUCAGGAUUAUCAUCGGCUGGGCUGUCGAUUCCUGUAGGAUCAAAUAGAAACGGGCCAGUGAAUCAUCAAGAUCAACGCUAUUCACAAGCUUCUGCACCAUCAACUUUGGCUUCUGUGGCAGUAGGUUUACAGGAUGCAUCUGCUGUUGGUAGUACUACUGAUGAAUUAAAUCAAGGACAUUCCAGCACAGUUAUUCAAGGAUCAUCCUCCGACCAUAAAGAUGGUGUCUUGGUCUCAGCUGAGAGAACAUCAGAUGAUGGUUAUAACUGGAGGAAAUACGGGCAGAAAUUGGUUAAAGGAAGUGAAUUUCCUCGAAGUUAUUACAAAUGUACAUACCCUAACUGUGAGGUUAAAAAGAUUUUUGAGCGUUCUCCAAGUGGACAGAUCACAGAAAUUGUUUACAAGGGUUCGCAUGAUCAUCCAAAACCUCAAGCUUCAAGGAGGAACAAUCCUGGGGCUCUUUUGCCCAUUAAAGAGGAUAAAAUGGAAAAAGAUUUGUCAAUAACUGAUCAAGAGGGCAAGUUGAAUUUUAACAAUAUGGAGCAAAAUGGCUCUCCCAUGUUUUCUCCUCUACAAGCAAACGAGGAGGUAAAUGAUUGUACGGAUUCACCAUUUCAAGGUGUUAAUGACGAUGUUGAAGCAGAUGAUCCUUUUCUCAAGCGGAGGAAAAUGGAGGAUAGUCUUGAUGUUACAUCAGUUGUUAAGCCGAUUCGCGAACCACGAGUUGUUGUGCAAACUGUCAGCGACGUUGAUAUACUAGAUGAUGGAUAUCGAUGGCGCAAGUACGGCCAGAAAGUUGUCAGGGGCAAUCCAAAUCCUAGGAGUUACUACAAGUGCACAAAUGUUGGAUGUCCCGUGCGAAAACAUGUCGAGAGGGCAUCUCAUGACCCCAAAGCCGUCAUAACGACUUAUGAGGGAAAGCACAACCAUGAUGUCCCGACUGCCAAGAACAGCAGCCAUGAGUAUGCGGGAAUUCCUAAAACGAGGCCCCAAGAUAGUGGUGGUUCUAUCAUCAGCCUUGAUCUUGGUGUUGGAAUUGGUCGAAACAUUGAGAUUAGAACAAAUGAACAAUUGCAGGCGUUGGGUGAUGAAGCUGCUAGGAACCAAAUCGGAAGAACAAUGGUUGUUCAAGGUUCACAGAUCCCUGUUUGCUAUGGCAUCGUAAACAGUGGCUUGAAUCUUUAUGGACAUAGAGAUAAUCGUGUUGAAGAUCGUAGCUUUCAGACUCCACCGAUACAUCCCUCUAACCAAUGUCAGCCAAACCUAGGGAGUAUAAUUAUGGGGCCAUGAAAAUAUUGCUUGAUGUUAUUAUAGAAAAAUAAAAGAAAGUUGAGUCUUAUUUUUUUCAGCUGUGUUGAUUAGUUAGGAGCCAAGGGGUUUAAUUUAAACAUCCUUAUUGUGGUAACUAGGAAAUGUUGAUUUUUCUUUGUUUAAGCACCAACAUGGGUCGGCCUUUUUCUGCUUGUUAAUAUAUUGAAUUCUUAGUAUGUCCCAUUUGAGGAUUUGAUAUGGUGGAGAUCAAGUUGGGAAGUUAUUGAUGCGAAAAUCUUCCAAAAUUUUUGUCCCACUAAAAGGUACAAACCAGUGUUUU